Molecule: messenger RNA, 5998 nt
Organism: Microplitis demolitor
Lineage: Eukaryota; Metazoa; Arthropoda; Insecta; Hymenoptera; Braconidae
Product: disintegrin and metalloprotease-like protein-7
Exons: 8
Coding region: 729-4760 (1343 amino acids)
Biological process (GO): proteolysis
Molecular function (GO): metalloendopeptidase activity
Source: RefSeq, a predicted model, not a curated record
CGCAAUCUCGCCUUAAUGCCCUAAAAAAGAUUCCCUCAAUUUAUAAUCACUUAGAUUUUAGAUAAACCACCAACACAAACUUGCCCUCAUCCAUCACUAAGUAAUUUUCUAAUCUUCGAGCAUUUAAUAAACUUGAUUUUAUAAAAAAAAUUAAAGUUAGGUUUGUACUCGCCAAUAACAAGUAUCAGAGUUGAAUUUGCGAAUGCCUUUAGUUAGCAGUCAGAAACAUUAAUUGUUUUUUCCCAAGAGAUAAAACACAAAUGAUUCUGCCCUCUUACUAAAGGCAUUCGCAAUUUACGCAUUUGCUAAUAUUUGAUCGCGUCAUUGGGCUGAAAUUAACAUGUUUCGAUUGGCUGUAGAGACACUGAAACUUGAAGUUUCGAUGCUGGUAUUAUAAAUUAGUAUAUUACACACCGAGGAAGGAAAGUCGGACAUUCCAACCCACGGGUAUAUUAUAACACGCGGAUUGGGAUGUCUUACUUUCGUCCGUGUUGCCUAUACACAGAAAAAAAAAAUUUUCGACUGAAAGUAAAUAUUCUUAAUUCAAAAAAAUUUUUUUGGAAACCUAAAUUUUCUCAGAUAAAGUAGAAAUCAUUUCCGACCAAGACAAAUUCUCUUGGAUCAAGAAAAUCUUGACUUGGUUCCCGAGUACGUUUGUCUUCAAAAAUAUUUUUUUGACUCAAGAUAAUUUUUUUUUCUGUGUACAAAUUUUCAUCAGACUUGCACCUAUGUUCAACUCCGACGUUUAUUCACAAUUAUAUGAAGAUGAAGAUAAAUUAGCAUCUUUGGCACUUGAUACUUAUCCGGAUGAAACAAAAAAAAUAAGACACUUAUAUAUUGGCUCGGAAAACUUAGCAAUUGAUCAGUUAUCAUUAAAUUCGUACAAUGGACAAUCGAGCGAUUACGGGCAAUAUUAUUUAGCAGAAUAUUCAUUGUGCGAUUUAGUUCACGAUAUUCUUGGAACAAACACAGUUUUUAAAAGUAAACCAAAACCAAAUAUACCAAUACCUGAUACAAUAUAUCCUAAAAUAUUGAUAAUUGUCGAUCAUAAAAUAUAUAAAAAGUUCAAUGAUGAUACGAUAGUGUCAUAUUUAUUGUCAUUUUGGAAUGGAGUCGAGCUGCUUUACCGUAAAUUAAAAAAUCCAAAGUAUAAAUUAAGUAUCGCUGGAUUUGUAAUUGCUAAGGAUGCAGAUGCUUUGGACUUUUUGCCGGCCACUGGAAACAUCAAUUACGAAGUGACAUUAAAUAAGAUUAGCAAAUGGUUAAAAAAAAAUGUAAAUCAUAUUCCAUUUGAUAGUUACGAUACUCAUAUCGUUAUGACACCUUCACGUGAUUUCAAAAAUGAAGUGCAGACAAGUACAAUUGGAUUAGCUUCAAUGUCAAGUGCUUGUCAUGGUAUAAAUAAUAAUAUGCCACUAGGAGGAAUAAUUUAUGAGCCGGGUAAUUUAGCCAGUGUCCUUACGGCCGCUCAUGAAUUGGGUCAUAUAUUCGGUGCAAAUCAUGACGGAUUUUUUAAUUGCGGUAGUGGUCAUAUAAUGUAUCCAUCUGCAGGAUCAAGACCAAUGACACAAUUUUCUGAGUGUACAAUCUCAGACUUUCAUAAGUUUCUUCGAGAUAAAGAUGCAACGUGUAUGUUCAACAAACCUGAUUAUGGUGAAUUUAUAGUAGAUGAUAUGAAUGAAGUAAAUAAUUAUAAAGAGCCUGCUUACAACGAUUGUGAAAAGACUGAUUUGUAUAAGACACCUGAUAAUUAUCAGAUGUUAUUGAAUUUAACGGAUUUUAAUCUUAAUAAAUUGGUACGUGUGUAUUAUAAAAAUAAUUUAUUAUAUGCAAGUCAAUGUAAUGUCCCAGAUGAUAGUAACGAUGUGAACAAUCAAGUUAUUGGACCAGAUUUACAGUACGUUGGAUCUGAUAAGGUCACUAAGUAUCUUUAUCCAUCGAGAAUAAAUCCAGAUAAAGAAAUUGUCAUGAAACACGUUGACUCAAUGAUAUAUAUUUAUCAGGGAGUAGAACCUAGCAUUGAUGUGCCUGAUGACAAUAAGAAUUUUCCCAAACCUGUAGCACAAAAACCUGACCAGGUUUUCAUGGCACCUGAUCAUAAAGCUGAAACAGAUCAGGAUCAGAACUCAAGUAAAUCUGAUAUUCCGGAUUAUAUAUCCGAUGAGCCUGAUUAUAAGCCAAACAAACCUGAUUACAUAAAUAUAGAUAAUUAUAAACCACAAAAGCCUGAUAAAUAUAUAUAUGGACCUAACAAUAAAACAAAGAUACCGAUAUACUAUGCAACUGAACCUGAUCAAAAUUCUGAUAUCGAUAAUAAAAAUAUAAAUAAACCAGAUUAUCAAGAUAAAAAACCUAAUAAUAGGCCAAAGAAACCUGAUCAUUCUAUUGAUAAACCGGAUGAUCGUAUUGAUCACUAUGCUCAAGAAGAUAUAAAACCAAAUUUAUAUGACCAAUCAGGUCGUAGACGUACAAAGCUGAACUACAAUUCUGAUGAUCCUGAUAAGGAUCCAAAAAAUACUGAUCACAUACUUAAAAAAUCUGAUAGCAAACCAAGAAAACCAGAUAUAUAUAAAGAACCUGAUCUUAAACCAGACUAUGAUGACCAAAGUUCCGACACCAAUGACCAAUCAACUGAUCAUCAUAAAUCUGGUGAGGAAUUAGAAGAAACGGAUUAUCCAGAAGAAUCUAGUCAGAGGUCAAGAAAAGGUCAUUACAACUCGGAAGAACUUGAUCAGCAAACAAAAAGAUCUCGGGAUGGUCAUAAACCUGAUCACAGACCAAUAAACACUAAUUACAAUCGUAGCAAACCUGCUAAACCAGAUCGUAGACUAAGGAAACCAGGCAAUGACCAAAAUAAUUAUUCUAAUGAACCUGAUCACAGGCAAGAUAUGCCUGGAGAUUAUUAUAAACCUGAUCGCAGAUCGAAAACUACUAAUGACAAUCGUAACAAACUAAAUAGAUCGAGUAAUAGCUAUAAACCUAAUCAAAUACCAGAUCUAUCUGAGGACCCUGAGGAACCCGAUCAUGAACCAGACAUGCCUGACGAGUAUUAUGAACCUGAUCACAGAUCGAAAACUACUAAUGACAAUCGUAACAAACUAAAUAGAUCAAGUAAUAGCUAUAAACCUAAUCAAAUACCAGAUCUAUCUGAGGACUCUGAUGAACUUGAUCAUGAACCAGACAUGCCUGACGAGUAUUAUGAACCUGAUCACAAAUCGAAAACUACUAAUGACAAUCGUAACAAACUAAAUAGAUCGAGUAAUAGCUAUAAACCUAAUCAAAUACCAGAUCUAUCUGAGGACUCUGAUGAACUUGAUCAUGAACCAGACAUGCCUGACGAGUAUUAUGAACCUGAUCACAAAUCGAAAACUACUAAUGACAAUCGUAACAAACUAAAUAGAUCGAGUAAUAGCUAUAAACCUAAUCAAAUACCAGAUCUAUCUAAAGACUCUGAUGAACCCGAUCAUGAACCAGACAUGCCUGACGAGUAUUAUGAACCUGAUCACAAAUCGAAAACUACUAAUGACAAUCGUAACAAACUAAAUAGAUCGAGUAAUAGCUAUAAACCUAAUCAAAUACCAGAUCUAUCUAAAGACUCUGAUGAACCCGAUCAUGAACCAGACAUGCCUGACGAGUAUUAUGAACCUGAUCACAGAUCGAAAACUACUAAUGACAAUCUUAACAAACUAAAUAGAUCGAGUAAUAGCUAUAAACCUAAUCAAAUACCAGAUCUAUCUAAAGACUCUGAUGAACCCGAUCAUGAACCAGACAUGCCUGACGAGUAUUAUGAACCUGAUCACAAAUCAAAAACUACUAAUGACAAUCGUAACAAACUAAAUAGAUCGAGUAAUAGCUAUAAACCUAAUCAAAUACCAGAUCUAUCUAAAGACUCUAAUGAACUUGAUCAUGAACCAGACAUGCCUGACGAGUAUUAUGAACCUGAUCACAAAUCAAAAACUACUAAUGACAAUCGCAGCAAACCUAAUAAGCCCAAAAAUGAUUAUAGACCAGACCGUAGACGAAAGAAAUUAAGCAAUGACCAAAAUAAUUAUUCUAAUGAACCUGAUCACAAGCUAGAUAUGCCUGGAGAUGAUCAUGAACCUGAUCGCAGGUCGAAAACUACAAACUACAAUCGUAACAAACUAAAUAGAUCGAGUAGUAGCUAUAAAACUGAUUACAGGCUAAAUAAACCUGAUGAUGAAAAAAAAAAUAAUUCUGAUGAGCCUGAUCACAAACCAGACAUUUUCGAGGAUGCUGAUGAACUCGAUCACAGUCCUGGCAUGUCUGAGGAUUAUCGUGAACCUGAUCACAGUGUAAAAACGACAAAUAACAAUCGUAGCAAUCUAGAUAGUUCGAGCAAUAAUUAUAAACCCGAUCACAGGUCAGAUAUCUCGAAAAAUAAUUAUGAACCCGAUCGGAAGCUAAACAAACCCGAACUGAACGAUCACCCGUCGAUCGAUCCUCCAGUUAAAGACCUACACCAAUCAGUCCCAGAUACCAGUACUCUUUUCCUUACUCCCGAUAUGUUUAAUCCUGCAAAACUAGUCGUUGUCACUCACAAAAAAAAACGAUUAUACGUUAAACAAAUAGAUAUUUCCCUAGACGAUGAUUAUGAUAUCUCUUCAGAAUAUAUUGAUAUUCGCGAAUCAAUACCCAAUGGACUUUCUAAAAUAUUCCACCCACGUCAAAUCAAUCCUAAUAAACUAAUUAUUAUUAAUUACAUUAAUAAAAAAACAUAUAUUAAUGUCGUCGAUCAGUGAUAUAUAGAUAAUUAUAUAUGAUAAGGAAGAAGGGAGAGGGCAAAAUAGGGUACUUAAGGAAAUACUGUUUUCGAAGACUCAAAUACGAUAAAACUUUUUUUUAAUGAUAUUCAAAGUAAGUAGAAAAAAUUUUCAGCUGCCGAUAAAAAAAAAUUCAUUUUUGCGGGUAAAAUUGUAUCCCUAGUGAUGUGAGGCUGACCGUCAGGUCAUUUUCUACCGUCAUGUCAUGGUCACAAGACCCUCAGCGGACCGUUCAUAAAAUGACGGGCCGUCACAAUUGUGGCGACAUCUUACAAACGCUUUUCUAACUUUUGGACAAAUUCAAAUUUUGAAACCGCCAUUUUCUUAAAAAUACCACGAGAGAAGAAUACGAAGGGAAACUAAAUUUCUCAAUCAUUUGCAAAAAAGAUUGCGUCUAAUUAUCUAGCUGGUUAUGACUGACCAAAUUCAUGACCAAGCCCAAAUUCGUGAUCAAAAAUUUGAUGACGGUCACAAAUCAUCUAGCUAGAUGCGACUGACCAAAUUUGUGACAAAAAAAGUUUUGACGGUCCGAAAUGACGGACUCUGACUGGAAAAUUUGUGACGGUCAUUUCGCAAUAGAACAGGCUCGUCAUUUAGGUCCAUCGGUCACAAGACCGUCAGCGGACCGUCUUGUGACCAAAACUCAAAAUGACGGUCAUUCCGCAUCACUAGGUAUCCCCUAAAACAGAUAAAAAUAAAAAUUUCUGAAUAUAAAAUUCAUUUGAUUCAAUUAAAUUUUCUUAUAAUUAAUUUACAUAAAGAAAAAUUACAUUUCACAUAAUUAUUGAAUGCAAAGUAAAAAAAAAAAAAAGAUUUUAAUUAAAUUUAAAAUUUUAAAAAAUUAUAAAUAUUUUCAAGCAGAUUAUUGAAAUACAUCUGAACUAAUUUGACUCUGGGAGAUCUUUUAUUGUAAAUUGAUAAGAAAAAAAAUCAAAUUGAUUUUGCUCUAUUUUUUUACAAAAUCAAAAUUUUUCGAAAACAGUAAAUAAAUAAUAAAUAAUUCAAAAUAAUGCUCAAUUAUAUCUACAAAAAUAAUUUUGAAAUAUUAAAAAAAAAUUUCUUGUAAAAUUUUGGAAAUACCUCGUUUUGCCCCUCGCCCCUUGCUCUUCUCUACAUAUGUAUGUGUGUAAAUAUGUAAAUAUUUAUUUUUUGUAACUACGAAAUAACUGUGAUAUUUAGAAAUAAAUUUAUGAAUUUUGUAAUCACCAUGAUUUCAA